UAGUUCACCCACCUUUCUUCUAUUAAUGCUUCCUUCUUCCAACCUUUCUUCUAACUCUCCCACACGCCUUCUAUAAAGGCGGAGAAAAAACUCCAAAAUUCAAUCUGAAAAAGGAAGAAGAAGAAAUGGAUCGAGAGGAGAAGAAGAAGCCCACUUGCUGUGUUCUUGAUGCUUCCACUUACGUGGGUUUCUGGAUUCUCAAGCGAUUGCUCUCCAGAGGCUACUUCGUUCACGCUGCAAUCCGUAAAAACGGGGAGAGUGAGAUAGAGAAGAAGAUCAAGGACAUGGAGGUUGCAGAAGAGAGAUUGGAUGUGUACUAUGUCGAUGUCUUGGAUUAUCAGAGCAUUCUCAUGUCUCUCAAAGGCUGUAAUGUUGUCUUCUGCUGCUUAGACAAUCCUUCUGGUUAUGACGAAAAGGAGGUGGAUUUGGAAGUGAGAGGAGCGAUCAAUGUAGUGGAGGCGUGUGCGCAGACAGACACCAUUGACAAGAUUGUGUUCUCUUCCUCCCUCACUGCUGCAAUCUGGCGAGACAACAUUGGAACUCAGAAAGAUGUGGACGAGAGGUGUUGGAGUGACCAAGACUUCUGUCGCAAGAAGAAGUUAUGGCACGCGCUUGCAAAGACGUUGUCGGAGAAGGCGGCUUGGGCUCUGGCCAUGGACCGUAUGGUCAAUAUGGUCUCCAUCAACGCCGGUCUCAUCAUCGGACCCUACGUCUCUCAACAAAACCCUAGCCCCACCUUGUCUUACCUCAAAGGGGCGGCACAAAUGUACGAAAACGGGGUAUUAGCGCACGUGGACGUGGAAUUUCUGGCCGACGUUCACAUAAGAGCGUUGGAGGACAGUUCAACUUGUGGGAGAUACUUCUGCUUUGAUCGAAUCGUUAACACUGACGAGGAAGCCCUUAAGCUUGUUCACUCCUUGUCUCCAUUGAUACCCGUCCCACCAAGGUACGAGAUGCAAGGAAAUGAAGUAUAUGAAGAAAGAUUGAGGAACAAGAAGCUGAGUAAGCUGGUCGAAGCUGGACCUGCUUGUUAGAGAUAAUAUAUGUAUUGGCAUUGAUUAUAAAACCGACCAAAGAUUUAAAUUUUUAUAACCAAUUAGCAUUAUUUGUAUAUGUUCUGUUAGUUUGUGUUGCUUAUGGCGCAAGAGUUACCAUGGCAAUGGCAUACAAUAUUUAUUUAUUUUCCUCUC
Messenger RNA from Tarenaya hassleriana, 1190 nucleotides. Its product is annotated as cinnamoyl-CoA reductase-like SNL6. NCBI's taxonomy places the organism in Eukaryota, Viridiplantae, Streptophyta, Magnoliopsida, Brassicales, Cleomaceae. Gene Ontology annotation, molecular function: oxidoreductase activity, acting on the CH-OH group of donors, NAD or NADP as acceptor. The record is from RefSeq and is a predicted model, not a curated record. The transcript has 6 exons. The coding region runs from base 126 to 1034 and encodes 302 amino acids.